GGUCGGUGGUGAUUCUUGAGCACAGCAUAUCACCGGAAAGACCCCUGAAAUAGAUUCUUGCUCGUCAGAUCUACUUGUGGAUGCAGUUUUGUGGGGAUUCUCUUGUUGUAUUGACUCUCCUGGGGGCAUUGAAGAUGGUCCUUAGAAGUUCAGGGUUACCCUCAGAGUGAGAGAUGAUGAUUAUGAUGAUGAAGCUGAGAGUAUAGAAAGAUGAUGGUUUUCUUGAAGGUUCUUGUGGGGCUGGAGGGUAAUUUCGGUUACUGCCUCUAUAGAGAUUUCGAUGUGAGAGAUGUCUCUGGUGGUCUCUGUUUCCAUUAGAGUGGAGAAGAUUCCUGCUUUAGCUAGUUCUGGUUCUGUUUGUGAUAAUCAAAUCCUAGUAGCUACCUGUAUGGAUAUAACCAGAUUGAACAUGCCGGAAGAUUCCACCGGUCUAUUGGCCGGUUCUGUUGCUGAUAGCGAGGAGGAGGUUUCGACUUCUAUUUGUUGUAAUUUGGAGAAUGAGAUUGGUAUUGAAGUAGAGUUGGCCCCUGUUCGGGGUCCAUUUGUGGGUAGGAAAACCGAAUGGGUUCUUUGCGAGGAAGAGGAUUCGUUAUCAUUGGAGGGCGAUCAGUUCCUUGAUAGCUCUGUGGCUAGUGAGACUAGUAGUUUAUGUGGCGAGGAUUUUCUGGGCAUUGAAGCUGCUAACUCAUUAGAGGUUGAGAGGAGACUGUACAGCAGCAUAGAAAUUCUUGCUGGAGCAGCAUCGGAAUUAGGGUGCGAGUCAACUACAAUGCAAGUGGUUGUAAAUGGGCCUGUCUCGAUAGCAACGGGGCUUGAGGAUGGGCUGAGCCCGAGUUUGAAUUCGAAUUCAUCAGCUGUUGUUCUUCCAUCGCCAUUGAGCACACAGCUGAGUACUGUGGUUGGGCGAAGUGUCUUUGAGGUGGAAUGUGUACCUCUUUGGGGUUUUACUUCCAUGUGUGGAAGGAGACCCGAGAUGGAAGAUGCUCUAGCAACUUUGCCCAAAUUUACCAGAAUUCCGAUAGAAAUGCUGAUUGGGGAUCGGGUUCUCUGUAACAUGACUGAUAGUAUAAGCCAGCAGACUGCUCAUUUUUUCGGGGUCUAUGAUGGGCAUGGAGGCUCACAGGUAGCAAAUUAUUGUCGGGAUCAUGUCCACCUAGCCCUAGCCGAGGAAAUAGAAACUGUCAGGAAUAGCAUAACAACUGAUGGAAAUGUCAUUGGCAACUGUGAAGAUCAAUGGACUAAGGCAUUCACUAACUGUUUUGCUCGGGUAGAUUCUGAAGUUGGCGGAAAUGGGAACCCCGAUUCUGAACCUAUUGCCCCUGAAACUGUGGGGUCCACCGCUGUUGUUGCGGUGGUUUGUUCAUCACAUAUAAUAGUUGCAAACUGCGGGGAUUCGAGAGCAGUUCUAUGCCGUGGAAAAGAAGCCAUUGCACUCUCUGUUGAUCAUAAGCCAAACCGUGAAGAUGAGUACGCUAGGAUUGAAGCUGCUGGAGGAAAGGUCAUUCAGUGGAAUGGGCAUCGGGUUUUUGGUGUUUUGGCUAUGUCAAGGUCCAUUGGGGACAAAUACUUGAAACCAUGGAUCAUUCCAGAGCCCGAAAUCAUGUUCAUUCCCCGGGCAAAAGAAGACGAGUGCCUCGUCCUCGCCAGCGAUGGCUUAUGGGAUGUGAUGUCUAACGAGGAGGCCUGUGACCUCGCCCGGAGGAGAAUUCUCACGUGGCACAAGAAAAAUGGCACCAGCCUCGUCUCUGAACUGUCCGAUCGAGUGCCCGGGCCCACUGAUCCAGCGGCUCAGGCUGCGGCAGAGUACCUCUCAAACCGAGCCCUUCAGAAGGGGAGCCGGGACAAUAUUACAGUCAUUGUGGUGGAUCUGAAGGCUCAGAGAAAGGUUAGGAGCAGGACAUGACUUAAUAGUUGUCUUUGAUUGUACACUAGUUCAUAAAGGACAUGGAAGCUCCCAUAGCUGUUGUGGCAUAUCACAUAAAAAAAAAAAAAAUUGUGGUGGCACACCAAAAUUAGAGCUCAUGUGUUUUAUUAUUAUUUUUUAAAUCUGGGCUUUGUGCGUUAUGAUCCCAUUCUUCAAUUGGGUAUCUGAAUUUUAUUAAGUUUCAGUUUUAGUUUUUUUUUUUUUUUGCUUUGAUUGAAGCCCUUUCCAGGUCAAUUGUGCAAAUAGUGGAAUAAUGAGAAGCAACUAUUUGUAAGUUCAGAAUCUGCUCUUCCAUGGAUUUUGAGCAACUUUGUAUUUUAUUUUGAUCCAAGUCAUGUUAUCAUUUAUU
Punica granatum (pomegranate) is the source of this 2273-nucleotide messenger RNA. The record is from RefSeq and is a predicted model, not a curated record. Lineage: Eukaryota; Viridiplantae; Streptophyta; Magnoliopsida; Myrtales; Lythraceae.